AUGUUUAGUUACAUCAACAAAUGUAUAAUACAUAACGACAUACAUAGUGUUCACCCUAGCCGCGUUUCUCUCCCAAACUCAAGAAUCGAGACAAUCACUAUCAACCAUAUCUCCGACGCCGGUGAAGUCGCGGCUUGCCGGCGUCGGACCGUCGGUCCUACUACUAGCGUCCUCUGUCCUUACUCGAAUGUUAUGGCUGUUGUUGGCUCGUUAUCAUUGCUCUUCUUCCAUUUCGGCCACCACAUGAGGAGGAAGACCACGACGGUUGGGCCUGGUGCAGUCUAUACUUUGCCUCGCCGGCGAGUUAGGUCUUCGGCAAGCGUUGUUGGUAAUCUUCUUACCUCUGGUUCAGAAUUUCUAUCGGUUUUAAACCGAAGCCUUGUCCUUAUGAACGCCGGCAAUAUUCAGCCUUUGCUGAUUGAAACCGCCGCUCCACCCCUGCAAAUUACUAUCGUCUUCUUUCUACUGCGAUUUGUUUUGAACUUCAUACCGUAA
Arabis nemorensis is the source of this 495-nucleotide messenger RNA. The record is from the annotation of a GenBank genome assembly. NCBI's taxonomy places the organism in Eukaryota, Viridiplantae, Streptophyta, Magnoliopsida, Brassicales, Brassicaceae.